Cetraspora pellucida is the source of this 154-nucleotide messenger RNA. Lineage: Eukaryota; Fungi; Glomeromycota; Glomeromycetes; Diversisporales; Gigasporaceae. The record is from the annotation of a GenBank genome assembly.
AUGGCCAGAAUUCUAGCAAUUGAACAUCUUACUGGAGCUCCUAACAAUCAAAAAGUCAACUCAACAAAAAGAGAUCCUUUUAGCUUCAAAUUAGUAAAUCCCAAAGCAAGGCAUUGUACUAUUUGCCAACAACCUGGAUAUAAUGCUCAUACUU